Triplophysa dalaica is the source of this 1703-nucleotide messenger RNA. It is a transcript of the gene slc35f2l, whose product is annotated as info solute carrier family 35 member F2, like. Gene Ontology annotation, molecular function: transmembrane transporter activity. Gene Ontology annotation, biological process: transmembrane transport. The coding region runs from base 40 to 1230 and encodes 396 amino acids. Lineage: Eukaryota; Metazoa; Chordata; Actinopteri; Cypriniformes; Nemacheilidae. Gene Ontology annotation, cellular component: membrane. The record is from RefSeq and is a predicted model, not a curated record. The transcript is spliced from 8 exons.
UUACUCACUGAUAUGGUGUCUCAAAGCUCUCUGAAAUGAAUGACAAGAGACAAGAUGCCUCAAGUGCGGCAGAACACUCUCUGCUCUAAAAUGAGAGCGGGGUUGCCAAAGUUGGGAGAUAUCUUCACAUGGCAACUUCUAAAAACUCUGCUGAUGGGACAAAUCCUCUCAGUUCUGAUUUGUGGAACUGCUGUAACAUCUCAAUAUCUGGCUUCUGUCUACUAUCUGAAUACACCCAUGCUUCAGAGCUUUAUACAUUACACCCUCCUUUGCAUCACAUAUACCACGGCAUUGAUCUUCAGAAAAGGUGAUGGCAAUAUUUUGCAGAUAUUAAAGACAAAAUGGUGGAAAUAUGUCUUAUUAGGAUUAACAGAUGUGGAGGCAAAUUAUGCAGUGGUGAAAGCAUACCAGUACACCACAUUAACCAGCAUACAGCUUCUGGACUGCUUUGUUAUCCCGGUUCUGAUGAUCCUGUCCUGGUUUUUCUUGAAAACCCGCUAUAGGAUCACUCACUUUGUAUCUGUGUGUAUAUGUCUGGCUGGGGUGGGAGCCAUGGUGGGGGCAGAUAUCCUUGCGGGUCAGGACCAGGGAUCUACAAGUAACAUUCUCCUUGGGGAUGGUCUGGUUCUAGUCAGUUCUACUCUUUACGCCAUUUCUAAUGUGUGCCAGGAGUACACAGUGAAGAAUUUGAGCCGGGUUGAGUUUCUGGGCAUGAUUGGGCUCUUUGGAAUGGUCAUCAGUGGAAUUCAACUAGGCAUUAUUGAACACAGCGAAUUGUCCAAAAUUCACUGGAAGUGGGAAAUCGCUCUUCUCUUGGCUGGAUAUGCACUGUGCAUGUAUGGCUUUUAUAGCAUGAUGCCCAUAGUGGUAAAGAUGACCAGCGCCACAGCCGUCAACCUUUCCCUGCUCACCGGAGACCUCUUCAGCCUAUUUUGUGGACUCUUUCUGUUUCAUUACUCUUUUUCAGGACUAUAUAUUGUGUCACUGGUGGUGAUCCUGAUAGGUUUCAUCAUGUUUAAUUCUGUUCCCACACCGAUGCCGCCUCUUGGCCCAGGAUCUGAUGAGGAAGGUUCUGACAAUCAAACUACUGAAUCUGAUGAUGAGAAUACUCAGAGGUGUGUCGAGAUGACGGCAUGUGCGCGUGUGGAUCUAGAGAGAGAUCAAGUCAAGAACCGGUUUAAUAAAAGACAAACACACAACAUUGUUGUCAUUAACAGUACGAAACUGUAGCGUUAACUAAAAAAAGCAAAACAGGUUAUAGACAUGCUCUUGUUUAACAGUGGCUCAAAUGCAUCAUCACUCUUAAUGGUGAGUUACAGUACAUUUUUGUUACAAGGAUGUAACCGAUUGUUUAAUCACAUUAAGUUUUAAGGAUAUCAUUAUAUAUAAAUUAUAUUUAUUGUACGCUGGAUGUGUGUAUGCCAUCACUGUCAUUUUAAACUAAUAUUUAUUGUACAAAGCGGUUAGUGAAAACCGUAAAUUAAAGAUAAUCUGUCAAUUUAUUGUGGUCAGAAUGAGCUAGCUAUUUUUUAUCAUUUAUGUAUUAAUCUUUCAGUACUUUUUUGAAAAGUUCAUAGUACACCACUUUCCCGAUGGAGGAUUUUUUGAAUCUAUGACGAUAUUUGUCUUUUGGUUUUAUCAAGUUUGGAGAAAAUCAUUUCUCGCUAAUGUACAAUGCCACAAGUUUAAUGUCUCAUAUAAAG